CGACGCCUGGACAAUGGACGCUAGAGUCGAUUCCGACGCCGCUCCGAACACUUGUUGAAACUUCACAGACGCUCAAUUUUUUUCAAAAGUGAAUUUAAGUUUAUUUUGUGUGAUUUCUACUGGAAUUAAUAUAAAGAGUUUUUAAAAGAAAUCCGUUUCCAUACAGACCACGAUGGAUAAAUUAGCGCUGAUGAUGGACGUCCACUGAAAAAAAGGAGAAAAACGUCGUUUUUUUGGACGGCAUGACGUUGAUCCUAUCGGUAGUGUUAACAAUUAUUUGCACUAUCGGGAUCGCAUUUAACGGAUACACGGUUUUGAUUAUAUUAUUAACCAGACAGCUCACCACUGCCAACAACAUAUUACUGCUACAUCUAGGACUAAUAAACAUCCUUAUCGGAACGCUUUUCUUGAUUUUCUGCUUGCCAGGAAUUAAAGAAACGGAAUGGGCGAGCGCAGGAGCGCCGUGCGCUACCAACGGGUUCUUGUUCACCCUCCUACAUCCUUUGGCCCUCUGGACUAUUUGUGGCCUCAAUUGCGAUCGCUUCUAUGCCAUCGCUGCGCCCUUACAUUAUACGCAUAUUGUCAGCACUAGAAAGGUUCUCCUAGGAUUAUUCGUCGGUUGGAUCAAUUCAUUCCUCCUAGCCAUUCCGCCGCUGUUCAACGCGGCCCCCUACCGGUACCUGCAAGGAUUAGGGGCUUGCGCCCCCGAUUUCCGGACAGACGGUUCCGUUUGGUACGCUUCCGCUUACACCGGUUUCACUCUACUUUUACCGGCUACGGUGCUCAUUUGUUGCAAUGCCAAAAUUCUAAUCAUAGCCAGAUACCAUCGGCAUCGCAUAGCGUCGGCCAUUUUCGAAGUAGCCCUUUCUGCGCAAGUGACCAUCACGCAUCAGCGCAAUCCGUUUUUUGUGCCGACAGUGACGGCGCCGUCGGCUGGCGGGCCCAAGAUACGCGGCUCCAACCCAAUUCUGGCCGUUUUCCUUUUGGUUGGUUCGUUUCUGGUCGUUUGCGUGCCCUACUACGUACUCAUUUUGUACGAGGCCGUCGAGCACACAGUGCUACGUGCUACAGAAGUCAGAAACGGUAUUCAUUAUUUGUACAUGGCCGCUGGCACUUUGCUGAUUUGUUCGCCGGCUGUUAAUGGUUAUCUGUACGGUCUAAAAAACAAAGGCAUCAGAAAAGCGUUUAUGAACUAUUGGCGGAAAAAGCAAACGAAAAACGAAGUUCAUCACGAAAUCCAGGCCAGGACGCCGAGCACUUGCGGCUCCAGGAGGCCGUCUUUAACACCGUUCGGUCUUUUUACGAAAAACGCUACCGUAUCCAGACGAAUGUCGGAAACCCUGAUCGAUGUAAAUAAAUCGCUGAGGAAUCCUUCUUAUAAAAGUAAAAUCAAGAGAAUCACGUCUGAAUUUAUGUGGAGACCAUCUUCAGCUACUAGUCUUAAUUUGUCGCCGAAAGACGAGAUGGAGCCGAAACAAAUCAAACAAACGAUCAGUUGUAACACGUUACGAGUGCCGGCCGAGUGUUGCGUCGGCGCAGACGAAGAGAUUCACGUGUCGAGUGACGCUACUAGGGAGACGAUUUACGAGUCGCCGACAAAACCGUACAGUCCGGGCGCGUUUCUUCAGAAAAUAUUCAAGUUCGAACCGGACAAUAAGGCGAAGAAGGACGACGAUUCCGACGACAGUCCUAAAAGAUCGCCGAGGAUUUUGAUAACCAGAGCGUUUUCGGAGGAGAGCGACAAGAACUCGCAAGCCAGUUCGCCGAGCCGAGAGAUUCACAAGAAACACUCAAACUCGGCUUCGAAUUUGAUCGGAAGGAAGUGGCGGCACAUCAAAUAUCAGGACGAAGAAAAUUGCGUCAAAUCCAACAGCACAACAAAACCGUUGCUCGGCAGUAGCAGCCUAAGCAACCGAUCUUCCCAAUCGUCAGAAACAUCGGGAUCUUCGGGGAGAAUUUUCAUGAAUAUUGACAAUAGAAGAAUGUCGAUAGAAACUUCAGAACCUGAAUCGACCGAAGAACAUCAGCUGUUGCUGAACUGCGCACACAAAAAGUACAACAGGCCUGAAGAUGCCAGAAGAGCGAAACCUGCCAUCGUUAAAGUAACAGUGCAAACCAAAGAAAUUGUUCUCUAAUAAUUUUUAAGUGAUUAUAUAUUUUUUUUAAAUGCUUUUAUUAAUAUUAGAGAUGUUACAGGUAAAUAAUUGUCCAAAAUCCAAAAACCGUAACAUCUCUAAUUGAAGGCCGGUUUAUUCAACUUCUGAUAAAUUGUCCAGCUAACUUGCAAAUAGCUUAUCCGAAAAUGCAUAAACCGGGCCUCAAAAACAUUACCUCAAAAGAGAAAAAAAAAAAAGAAACAAAAAGAUAUUUUUUUAUUUAUAUAUAUUUAUUAACAUCUCCUAGCUGCUUUGUGAUUAUUUCAUUGUGAUAUUUUAUUUUAAACGCAAUCCAGUCACAAAUUUAUUUUGCAAUUAACUCGUAUAGAUAGGUACAAAGCUAAUUGAAUAUUUGCAUUCCAUUUUAUGUGCGUGGCAAAAUAUAGGGUGUUCCAUCCAAAAAUUGCCAAAUUUCUAAACAAUUAUCCAAAAAAAUUAAGCCAAACAAUUACUAUAGCGACAACUAAUAGAUUUGUUCAAGUAAUUGUGACUUGUUGUCCAUUGGAAAAACAAAAUUUUGAAUGAAACGUGAUAUCUUUUUGGAUUGGACACCCGGUAUACAUAGAUAAUAUUAUAAAAUACAGAUAUCAGUGACAAACAGGGUCAAGUUCACACUCAAAAACAAUCACUAAAUUAGUAUUUGUAUAUGCAUUCAAGUGACAUUAACUUAAAUUAUUUUUAAUAGAAGACAGGGUGGCUCAUUGAAAGAAAAAUUAUUAGUACUGAGACACCCUGUAUACAUAAAAGAUAUCCCAUUUCAAUCUCUCUUUAAGGAACAAUUUGGUACAAUUUUACUCUUAUUAAAAUCUCAUAAAUGUCAGUAUUAUUAGUUGAAUAGAUAAUAUUAUACAGGGUGACUGAAUGUAGUUAAUUUGAUCAAAGUUUUGGACACCUUAUAUAAUAUGAGAAAAUAUUUUAUUAUAUAAAAAUGCUAUAACUGUUUUCGGUUUUAUGAUGUAGAAGGAUUUGUUUUUUUUUUUGCUCAAAUGUACCGGGUGUCAAGUUAUAAAGUACCACUUCCUGUAACUUUUUUAUGUUUAUGUACGAUCAAAAAGUUAAGGGGUGGUACUUUAUAAUUUGACACCCUGUAUAUCUCAAUAAUAGGGAAUUCUCAUAAGAAAUAAAUAUGGUUCAUUAAUAUGUAUAACAUGUAGCACAUUUUCCUGUAAAAUAUUAAAUAUGAGCAGUUUUGCGUUUAAUUUAUCGAUAUUAUUCUCAUACGGCAAUUAUUAGUUUCAAAUUGAAAAUUUUCGUGCGGAAAAGCUAAGUUCAACAUGGCCGCUUUCGGUGACGUCAACUGUUUAUAAACCAAGGUUAAGGGUAGUUUACACUGACCGUGAAUAACGAACGUGGUCCACGCUUUCAUGGUUCAUUCUUGGGUCCUGAAGAACGAUUGGUCCACGAACAGCUCACUUCACGCCACGACUGAUAUUGAACCACCAUAAAUGGGUCUAUAGAAGAUUGUCAGACUGCGCUUCUGUAAAUCCUGUAUAAAUCAUGACAAACUAACUAAAAUACAAAAUGUCACAAUACGCCAAAUACAGGAACACCUCGUAAAAACUGCAUUCAAUGCAGUCAAAGGUGAGAGCAAUUCUUUCUGACAGUUUGCAAAGUGUCAGAGACUCUCGUGAGAACAGACCUUAACGUUGCAUUUACAAACAGUUGACGUCACAAGUACCGACAUCUUGAAGGUAAUCGUUUUCGCGCCAACGGAAAUAAUUUGAAAUUUUAUAUAUUCUUUUUAUUUUAACGAGAACAUAAUACAAAAGAAAACAUAUGUAUUUUAUAUUUGGAAACAUAAGCAAUAAGAAAAAAGAUAAUUUGAAAAAUAUGAUUGUUCCCUAUUGAGCAAAAAAAUUAAGAUAAAUCUUUCAAGUUGCUACAUGUAUAAAAAUAAUAUGUUAGAUUUUAGGCGUUAGGAAAAUAUUUGUCAGUCAGAGAAAACUCCGAGAAAGUCGGAAAUGUAACGUUUUCGUUGUAUCUACAACAAUAAGUUUUUUCUGCAAAGAAAUGGCGUUACAUUUCAAACUUUCAGAGUGUGAGCAAUUUUUUGAAAAUCAUUCUAAAAAAUCAUAAUCAUGUUUCAGUAUAUAAAUUGAAUGUUAC
This is a messenger RNA of Ceutorhynchus assimilis (cabbage seed weevil), 4262 nucleotides long. Lineage: Eukaryota; Metazoa; Arthropoda; Insecta; Coleoptera; Curculionidae. The record is from the annotation of a GenBank genome assembly.